Molecule: messenger RNA, 794 nt
Organism: Capsella rubella
Lineage: Eukaryota; Viridiplantae; Streptophyta; Magnoliopsida; Brassicales; Brassicaceae
Exons: 1
Coding region: 150-692 (180 amino acids)
Source: RefSeq, a predicted model, not a curated record
AUGCAUCAAAGCUUUCUAACUACCACAAACCCAAACUCUCCUCUCUCUCUCUUUCUCACAUGAGAAACUAAGUCCUUUUGUGUUAUCAAGAAAUUUCAUAUCUCUUGUCUCUUAAGAGUAAUCAAGAAAAAAGAUCUAUUGGAUUCAAGAUGAUGGAGACGAGACAAAACAGUGUUCAGUUCCAAAGAAACACUUUCAUACCAAUGUUAUGUUCAAGACCUUCCAUCAAGAACGUGACCGUCCCGACUAAAUUACAUCAAGAAGACCAUAAAACCGAUCCUUUGUCUCCCAAGAUAAGCUGCAUUGGUCAAGUCAAAAGAAGCAACAAGAUCGGUGGCUAUCCCACCACCACUUCCUCCUCCAUCACCCCAGCCACUCACCACCGUUACUUCAAGCUUAAACGUCUCUUCUCCGGCAAGAACCUAACCUUCUCAGCUCCCACCACCACCACGACCAAGACUAGUCGUGGAAGAAUCAGAAAAGAGGAGUUUGAUAACAAAAAGAUUGUUGUUAUCGACGUUGCUCAAUUGGAUCCUCCGUUACCGGUGGUUAAGAAGAAGCAUGACGGUGGUGCCGGAGAUAAAGCCGGAGAGAAUCUGUGGAUGAGAAGAUCUGGUGGUGGUGGUUGUCAAUUACGGAGUUUGCAGAUUCAACCCAAUGGAGCUCAUCAGUUGAAAGUAGCAACUGUUUGAGUUUGGCUUUUUGGAUCAAUCAAAAGCUUUUUUUUUUAUUUGUUGUUGUGAUUUUAGUUAUUAAUAUUAGGUUGUACAAAUAUAAAAUUCAUACUUUAUGAU